AUGGCCAAGGUGCUGCAGCGCGAGGCCCGGCGCAGGAUCAAGGCGUCGCCUUUCGUGGGGCUGCUGGUGGAGGAGACGCGCGGCAGCCUGGCCGUGUUCGGCACCACCUGCCUCAAGGAGAGCUACCUGGAGAGCGUGCGCGGCAGCCUCCUCGAGAGCUUCCCCGGCAGCCUCCUGGAGGCCGUCAGCUCCUUCUCGGCCAUCUUCAACCCCAAGUGCUACCCCCGCUCUCUGGAGGACGUUGGCGGCUACGGCGUGGGCGAGCUGGACUUCCUCCUGCAGACGUACUCGCGCGUGGUGGAGAGCGACAGGGCGCGCAGCGACUUCCCGCUCUUCAAGCGCAUCGUGUUCAGCCUCGGCCAGCUCUCCUUCAAGGAGCUCUGCGUCAAGCUGGUCUACGGCAGCUCCGAGAUGCACGGGCUCUUCCCGGGUUUCCCCGCCCUCGCCGCCGUUGCGCUGGCCUUGCCGCUGGGCUCCGUGCUGGCCGACAAGCUCCGCCGGGGCCGGGAGCUCCUGGCUCGGGGACGGUCGCACGGGGACGAGGGGCUCUCCGAUGUCAUGAAGAUCGCCAUCGACGGGCCGCCCAUCAAUGAGUUUGACUUUGCGUUGGCCGUCGAGUACUACGAGAGCAUGCGGGAGUCCGGCUUCCUCGCGGCACAGGUGAAGUGA
Tinamus guttatus (white-throated tinamou) is the source of this 669-nucleotide messenger RNA. The record is from RefSeq and is a predicted model, not a curated record. Lineage: Eukaryota; Metazoa; Chordata; Aves; Tinamiformes; Tinamidae.